AUGGAGAAUGUAUUCGAAGAUGCAUUAGAAAGCCUUGAUGAUGAUAAUGAUAAUCCUCAAAAAACAUAUUUACAUAAUAGACCAUCAUUAUCAAAAACACAUGAAGAAUCUACAAAUGAUCUAACUCAAUCAUUAGUUGAAUGUCAACAAAUCAUUCAACUUAUAUUAGAAAAUCGUCUUAAUGAAGCACUUAAAAAAACUAAAGAACAAGAAAAUCGUUCUUUAUAUCAUAGUUUAUUGCAUAGUUCAAUAAGUUUUAUGCAAGCUGGAAUGACAUUUAAUCAAGAUGAUAUUGAAGCAACAAUUCAAGCAUUACGUCACACAACAAAUAUGUCAAAAAAAUAUGAACCAUAUCGACCAUGGAUAACAUUUAGUUUAACAUCAAAAUCUGUCAUGACUGAAGAUGAAUUACAUGCAAAAUUAGUUUAUGCUGAAGCAUUACUUAUUCGUGCAUUAUUAACAUUUAUUCAAGAUCAAGGAUUAUUUAGUUUUAUAAGUGGCGCGUUAAAAAUUAAAGAAUGUCACGAUUUAUUUGCAAAAUUAGCAAAAAAUAAUGAUCCGUCCAGAUUUUCAUCAACUUUAUCACAUGAACAUUUUGAUAGUGGAGUUCGAAUGGGUAAUGGUGCAUUUAAUUUGAUGAUUGCUAAUCUACCACAACGUAUUAUUCGUUAUCUCGAAUUUGCUGGUUUUUCUGGAGAUAAAGAUUUUGGCCUUAAUGAACUUGAGAAAAGUGCAAUGAGUAAAGGUUUACGAGCACCAUUAUCAGCUUUAUUACUUCUUGGUUAUCAUACAUAUGCUGCACAUAUAUUUGGAAAUAGUGAUGGUGAUCUUGAAAAAGCAAAUAUGGUAAUUGAACAUUAUUUAAAAAAAAAUUCAACUGUAAGUUAA
Molecule: messenger RNA, 888 nt
Organism: Rotaria sordida
Lineage: Eukaryota; Metazoa; Rotifera; Eurotatoria; Philodinida; Philodinidae
Source: the annotation of a GenBank genome assembly